GCAAACCUCACAAAACCCACACAAGUCUCAUCGUGAAUUUCAAUUCAAGAUUGAAAGAAAUGUUCCGUUUCCGUUGAUUAAAUAGGAAUAUCUUGUUUCAUGGCAGCAAAUCAAUGUCUGAAUGCACCAGUGUUUUAUCAGGUCUUGUUCUUUUGGCGAUAAAUGCGGGUUGGCGGCAGUGCUCGCGUCCUUCCUCCUCACUCAGUUUGUUUUCAAAUUCGUGGAGUUGUAACCGCCAGAUGGCGGGCUCGGAGCGUUCUGCUUGUACAGUAGGCCCAAUCUGAGGACCAACAUUCUUUUGAACUCUUUUCUGUCGCUGUCGUGAAUGACACGCUGAGGUUAUUGAAAAAUGAUUCACGGGUACAUUAUUGUGCGCAAGAGGAGUGGCUCAGAUGGCCCCCAGUAUCCGGUAAAGAAGAGCCUGAAGAUUGGUCGUGGGACACACUGCGACAUAAGAAUUCAUGUGCAGUCAGUGUCAGAGCAGCACUGUCUUGUACUUGUGGAACAGGGGAAACGAGCUCAUAUCCAGAACUUGAGUGCCACUUCACAAACAGUGGUGAAUGGAGUCUCCAUUGGGAAAGGGGCUCAUCCGUUGAACCAUGGUGAUUCAGUUUGUGUUGGUGAAAGGUCAUUUCAAUGGCAUUAUGCACCAGGGACACCUUUCUUUGAGGGCCAAAAAGUUUCUCCUCAGAAGCGGAGGAGGUCUGAAACAGAUUCUGGUGUAGGUUCCCAGAAUAUUGCUGUUGUUAACCCUCUGUUUCACAAAAGGCGAACAAUUUCGGUAGCUGAAUCAAGAUCUCCGAAAGUGUUACUGAAGCAUGGUGCUCCUGCAGAUCUCAAAGAGACCCCUCCUAAGUCCACAGAUGACGUCUCAUCAAAAGUCAAAACGCCAAAGUCAUCUGUAAAAACUACUCCUGCUCGAAUGUCUCUGGGUAAAACUCCCAAGUCCAGGCAAUCUGCUGCUAAUACUCCGAAAGCAAAGACUCCUGUUGCUUUUUCUCCUAAAGAGAAGACUCCUCUUAAGGUGAAAACUCCUAAAUCCAGGACCCCAGUCUCCAGCUCUCCUGCAGCUAAAACCCCAAGAUCUGCCAUGAAAACUCCUGCUCUGAAGACCCCUGUUGUUAAUUCUCCUGCUCUAAAGAGCCCUGCACGCAAGACUCCUGGUCGUAAGGCAUCAGUCUCAAAAAUCCCUGUUGUUAGUACUCCUGCUCUGAUGAGCCCUGUGAGCAAGACUCCUGGUCGUAAGGCAUCAGUCUCAAAAACCCCUGUUGUUAGUACUCCUGCUCUGAUGAGCCCUGUGAGCAAGACUCCUGGUCGUAAAGCAUCAGUUUCCAAAACCCCUGUUGCUAAUUCCCCUGCUCUGAAGAGCCCUGGGCGCAAGACUCCUGGUCCCAAAGCAUCAGUCUCAAAAACCCCUAUUAUGUCUCCAAAGGCUAGAACUCCAGGAGCUAAAUCUUCCAGGAAGUCUAAGUCUGUUUCAAAGUCAGCUAAAAGCACAAAGGGCUUGAAAAGAAAAUUAUCUUCUGCCUCUCCUGUAGCUUCAAAACGCCUGAAGAUUGAAUCUCCUAAAUCUAUUGACAAAAAGAAAAUGGCGGUCCUUAUGGGCAUACAUGGCAAAUCUCCAAGGGUGGCUUCUUCAUCUACACUCUCCUCUGUGAAAUUAGUUUUGUCUGCCAAGAAAACUCCAGUAAUUAAAGCAAUUAAAACACCACGGUCCAGCACUGUCAAAAAGAGCACAGCUAAAAGCUCUGUCAAAAAAAAUCUGACUAAGAGCUCAGUAAAACAAGCACGUCGGCCUUUGUUCUCAGAAGUUUUGAAGAGGAAAGCUGUUCAGAGGGCAAACACUGCUGUUAAGAAGUUGACACUUGUUCCUAGAGCCCCUCCGAAAGCAGGAGCCAAAAAAGCUGAAAAGGCUGCUCUUUCCAUGGAAAUCCCAAAGCACUUCAAAUUUGGCUCUACUGGCCAUGCUAACUCGCCGGAAACAAUAUUUAUUAGUAAGAAAGUCACCAAGACACCUGUUGUUACAAAGAAAGGCCGUAAAGAGAACUUGUUGGUUGUACAUCAGAAAGAGGCCCACAAUUUGUCUGGUGUUGGUGCACUGUUUAAAACUCCUGCCAAGGGCAGCGCUCUCGAGAUUCCUACAAAGGGAAGCUCCCCCAAAACUCCUGCCAAGAGAAACUUGCCUAAAACUCCUGCCAAGAGAAGUUCGCUUAAAACACCUGCCACAACAAGCUCCCCCACAACUCCUGCCAAGGGAAGCUCGCCUAAAACUCCUGCCAAGAGAAGCUCGCUUAAAACUCCUGCCACAACAAGCUCCCCCACAACUCCUGCCAAGGGAAGCUCGCCUAAAACUCCUGCCAAGAGAAGCUCGCUUAAAACUCCUGCCAAAAGAAGCUCCCCCAAUACCUCUGGUGCUGCAAGUGGAAACAAAAUUCAAAGGCUUUCAACUAAUCCUAAAGAGUCACCAGCCAACUCUUCAAGAAGGUCGAUAACUAGAGAUAAUGAAGAAAUGCUGUCAAAAAAGACGCCCAUCAAGCCUGCAAGUCCACCUGCAAGUCCCAAGAACAAUUCAAUGUCUCCUGGAAGGUCAGCCACUCGUUCAUCAUCUGGAAAGAGUUCCAGUGGCAGGAGCCCUUCAGCCCCUCAGAGCGCUUUGAAAUCAGCAAAGAAGGCACCAAGGAUGUCAUCCUCCAAAAAGUCACACGAGCUUCUCACAUCAACCCCUGCCGUGUUGGGAAAGAGGCAGUCAUUUGCUGAAUCCGCCUUUGAAUCCCCGUCAGCUUUGUUGACUGGCCACAUUAGCGCACCGCAGAGUCCAGCAUCUGGCAGGAAAUCCAGAAUGGAAAUGGUAAUGCCUAGAACACCCUACAUUCAUUCUCCUCAUGCUUCUCCUUCCAAAUCAUCUCUUAAGAGUUCACCAACCAAGAGUCCUCCAUCAGGACAAAGCAGAAAUCUCUCUGUUUCUUUUAAUGACAACAUCCACAUUCAGGUGCUUCUUCCAGGCUCUCGAAAAAGUCUUAGCUCUACAGCUUCACUUAGCUCCCCAGCUUCUCCUCGUAGUGAAGGUAACAGUGGUGCAGCUACCCCGGAUAUAACCACUUUUGAUUUCAAUAGCAUAAAAACACCCAAUGUCCCUCAUGAAAUGUUCGUUUCAUCUAUUUUGAGCUCCGGCGCAAGUAGCAGUAGUCAGGCUUCAGGCAGUGCUAAGAGGAAAGGUAGACCCCCUAAGACUCCUCAACAUGAUGUGACAAAUCUGCAAGGUGUUCGUCGUCUCUUGAAAACUCCCUCCAGCCCUCCUGGUUAUGUUGAUGUGAAGGGUGUCAAACGACUUAUGACUGCUGAAUGCAAAACUCCAACUUAUCUGGCUGUUGAGGGUGUAAAGAAAUUAUUUGGUGAAGCAUCUGCUGCUGCUGGAAAUGAUUUAUCUAGCUUUGCUGGUGUUCGGGAACUGUUUGCCUCUCCAUCCCCAUCCAGAAGAUUCCCUUCGAAAGGGCCUAGCAAAGCUACACCCAGGAAGACUUCUCCUGUUGCCAAAAUUCAAGCUGAGGUAGAGAGCAAAGGAAUAUCAUCUGUGUCUCCAUCAAAACCAGUUCGGAGAUCUGUAAGUGACACAACAGAGCGAGAAGUUGCUGUUGUUUCUCCCAACAGGUCCAGGAUCACACUAGUGUUGGGUUCCCGCAGAGCAUCUCUGAAGACAGGCAGUGAGCAGCCUUCAUCUUCUCCAACUCUCACACCUGUUGUGUCUGAAGAAAAGAUUGCCCCUAAGAGAGGCAGGGGCAGGAAAGUGCAGCCUACUAAGACUUCAGAACAGUCGGUGAACACAGUUUCUUCUCCCAGAGGCAUCGAACCUCUAUUAGAUUCUCCGCCGAAACGAAGGACUAGGAAAGCUGCCAAAGCAGCUACUCCUCUGCAAAAGUCUCCUGCAGGAGAAUUGCCUAAACCAAGGGGACGUACGAAACGUACUGCUCCAGAAUCUUCCCCUGCUGUUGCAGAACUGCCUCUCAAACCUGUGAGAAAGAAUGCCCGAUCCGCUAAAGCAACAUCACCUGCCAGGAAAGUGAGCACCUCUCCUGUCAAAUCAAUGUCGCCUAACAAAGCAGAUUCCCCAGUCAAGGCUACCUCAAGAAGAACAAGAAAAACUGUAGUUGCUAAAUCACCUUCACCUGUUAAGAUUUCCCCGGCCAAACGUACGCGACGGGGUGUCAAAGCUGCCACUGCAGUUGCAAGUCCAGUAAAAUCCAAAUCUUACAAGAGGAGUCUUUCGCCUUCUAAGGAAAUUGAGUCACCAUUGAAGAAAGCAAAGAAGGAUUCACCGGAGAAAUCCCCUGCCCAGAAAGUGGCUACAAGGAGAACGAGGAAGAAUGCUUCUCCUACCCCACAGGCCUCUCCCAAGCCAAAACCUGCAACUCCUGGGAGGAAGCGGAAAGCAGUUACUUUCGAAGAUGAUGCUACACCUCAGAAGAAAGACAAGCCUGCCAAAGUCAAUGUCAAAGCAGAAUCGCCAGAGGUUGUCAGCCCCAAAGCCACUAGAGCAAAGAAGGCAGUCAACAAAAAAAGCCAGCCUGCAAAGAAAGCAUCUCCUAAGAGGAGAAAGGCUACCAGCAAAGCAGCAUCCCCUGCUGUGUCUCUAUCACCAAGAAAGACUAGAAGUAGAAAGUAGACUUAUAGCUCAUCAAUUCUCCCAUAGACUGUGCAUUUAUAAUGUAAUACAGCUGCGCAGCUGAAUAGGGAGGAGUGGUCAAGAGCAGAAAGUGAAUUGAUUUUAUUCUUCAAACUUUUUUGAGGUUUUAAAAAUAAUCUGGAAACUUGCUUUAUGUAAUGCGUACGUGUGUAAACCUUUCAGUUACUCUUAUUUUUACUUGCAUUUUGACUCUGAUUUUUUUUUCUUCUAUUUUCAUCAAUUUUUGUGACACAUUCUUUUUUCCAUUAUGCUUUAAGUAAACCAUGAUUUUAUGUUGUGACUAUUAUUCUACUCUGAUCUAGAUAGGCUCAUACAAAUUGCUUGAGAAAGUUUUGAUUGACGGCACAGUAAUUAAUUCCUUGAAUGCACUACUUCAUGAAUUGUGGGAGAGCAACAGUUACGCUCAACAUUAACAUGUGAGUUUGAUUUUGUAGAAUGAAAUCACUUUGUGUUCACCUCUCCAUUUUAUUUUUGUAUUAAACUACCAACAUUUACUUCUUUAUUUGUUAUGAAGUUAGAUGUUGAAAACUGUGCAAGUACAAAUUUAUUUAUUAGAUAAAAAUAUUGUAACCAUCUUCAAAGCUGGUAUAAUAUAUAUUGUUUGUUGAGCCUCAAUUGGCUGUCCUUUAUUGGUUUAGAUGUAGUUUCCUGAGUCAAUAAUUAUGGUCUGUUCCCUAAUUAUCUAAUGAGCUUUUCUGUACAUUAACUUAUCCUAGGAGCACAAUUUAUGUACUGUAACUCCAAUUGCAAUAUUCUGUAUAUAUUGUUCUAUUCAAAAUGUAAUAUUUAAGUUGUGAAGAAAGUGCAAGUGCUAACAUUUGCACACCAUCACACAUGAUUUUGGUUGUAAUGAAUUUGUUCAAUACUUGUGUGUGCUAAGGAAAUCCUUCAAAUCUCAAGCCAAAUAUUUGUACCUUGAAAUACCUUAACUAACUUCCUAUUUUGUGCCCUCCCACUUGUUUCAUGGUAUGCGACCCAAAAGCAGUCUACUCUGUUUGUUUCUGUAACAUCAGAGAUGUGUUUGGAGUUGUAAAAAUGGGUUCUGGUUUAGAUCUCAGCUUUUGUUAGAUUUUCAAUAGUGUAGGUUUAUGGUUCUUUAGUUAUUUUUAGAACUGAAUAAAGAUGUCUAUGUA
This is a messenger RNA of Thrips palmi, 5814 nucleotides long. Its product is annotated as nucleolar protein dao-5-like. The coding region runs from base 350 to 4660 and encodes 1436 amino acids. Lineage: Eukaryota; Metazoa; Arthropoda; Insecta; Thysanoptera; Thripidae. Gene Ontology annotation, molecular function: protein binding. The record is from RefSeq and is a predicted model, not a curated record. The transcript is spliced from 12 exons.